UAAUAUGUCUGAAUUCAUUGCAAGAUAUUUUAAGCAUUUUAAUGAUUAUAUGAACAGUACAUGUACAUAUUACAAAUCUGAUACUAGUAAAUUAUUUAUAAAGGAAAGAGAAAAGAAAACAGGAGAGAGUAGACUUCUCAACAAACGUGUAUGAGAGAGUAGACUUCUCAACAAACGUGUAUCCUGUUUUAAAAUUAAGAUAUACAAAUCUACUGUAUUGUUUUUUUCUUGGGUCAUGGAAUCGGCAGCAACAAUGAGAUUGGCUCAUGGCUUUGUUCUUUGUUUGGUCAUUUUAGCGGUGAAUAUUAGCUAUGCUCAAGACUUACUAAAGGUUCAAAAACCAAGAUUGAUGAAUUGCAGAUUUGAUAAAAUAUAUCAAUUUGGUGAUUCACUUUCCGAUUCCGGUAAUUGCGUCAGAGAGAGCCUUUGUGCGUCUCAUUUAAGGUGUAAAACACUUCCUUAUGGAAUGAACUUUUUUCGGAAAGCAACUGGUCGUUGUUCUAAUGGCAUGCUCAUCAUUGAUUUCAUAGCUGUGGAAUCUGGUCUUCCUCUACUUAACCCGUACAAGGAUCGAAAUGCAAAUUUUGGACAUGGGGUGAAUUUUGCAGUAGCAGGGGCUACUGCUUUAUCAGCAGAAUUCCUGGCAGAGAGGAACAUUGUUAAUAUAGCAUAUACCAAUAGUUCAUUGAGUGUGCAACUUGAUUGGAUGGACUCUUAUUUCCAGACCACCUGCUCCCCUGAUUGCCGAGAAAAAUUGGACAAGUCACUUUUCCUAGUCGGGGAAAUCGGAGGAAAUGAAUUCUUUUAUGGCUUAUCGCAAGGUAAAACCAUGGAGGAAUCGCGAAGAAUGGUGCCAGAAGUUGUUCAGACCAUUGUUGAUGGUGUUAGAAGGGUCAUCGGUUUUGGGGCUACUCGGAUUAUAGUUCCAGGCAACUUCCCAAUAGGUUGUCACCCAAUUUUCCUGACGGAAUUCAUGACCAACGACUCAACUGCCUAUGAUGAGUACCAUUGCUUGAAAGACUUAAAUAAUUUUGCAAUAUUCUACAACCAUCAUUUGCAACAAGCCAUUCAUGAGCUGAAGAAAGAUUACCCAUACAUUACACUGAUUUAUGGUGAUUACUACAACGCCUUUCUGUGGCUUCUACGAAAUGCUGUCAGUCUCGGAUUCGACAACAACUCUCUUCAGAAAGCAUGUUGUGGAACAGGAGGAGAAUACAAUUAUGACCUACAUAGAAGAUGUGGUGUUCAGGGAGUUCCAGUGUGUGUUGACCCGAGUAGCCACAUAAGUUGGGAUGGAGUUCAUUUGACACAAAAUGCAUACAGUUGGUUAGCAAGAUGGCUAGUUGAUGAUAUGUUUCCCAAAUUAAACUGCCAAGUUUAAGUUCCCACUCUUUAAGUGAUGGUUGGCAUGAAUCUGAAUGCACACUCAAAAUGAACACUCCUUCAUUCUCUACAGAGCAGUGUGUGUUCAAGUAUGUGCUGACGCGAGUACUUACAUAAGUCGGGAUGGAGUUCAUUUGACACAAAAAGCAUACAAUUAGAUAGCAAGAUGGCUAAUCGAUGGCAUGUUACCUCAAUUGAACUGCUAUGUGUAGGUUCAAACUUUUAACUUUCUUUUGAUUAUUUUUGUGUUUCAUAACUUGACGGCUUGUUUUAAUCGUUGUUAUCUAUUGUA
Messenger RNA from Capsicum annuum, 1675 nucleotides. Its product is annotated as acetylajmalan esterase. Gene Ontology annotation, molecular function: hydrolase activity, acting on ester bonds. Bases 236 to 1381 code for a protein of 381 amino acids. The transcript has 5 exons. Lineage: Eukaryota; Viridiplantae; Streptophyta; Magnoliopsida; Solanales; Solanaceae. The record is from RefSeq and is a predicted model, not a curated record.